AUGUGGCCAUCUCUGAGGGCCCCUGCAGCAAUUGUGUGCAAGACGGGACGCUCUGCCGAAUCUAUGGUCGUCGGCCGUCAACUCUCAGCGGACGAGACCUAUCUUCCCACGCCAUCAGCAGGACCAAGCACUGCACCCAGCCUUCGGAAUGAUAUUCAGGUCGAGGGGAAUCAGUCUGACUCCACUUCCGCUACGCGCACUCACCCAGAUCUUCCUCAGCAGAAGUUCGCCCAGGGCCCGGACAAAGCUUCUGGACCGGACCCCAUCGUUGUGCCUCACUAUGUUGGCGAGUCAGAAGGUCUAGAGUUUCUGUUCGAUGUCUGCUCACCUUCACGCCCCUUCAAGGGCAAUAUCUACCUCAUCGGCCGACAGAGAAGCAAGUUUCCAGACGACAACACGGUGAAAGCGCUGAAAUCUCAGCCACUGCCGAGUGAUAACAUUUGUCAUGAACUUCUCAGAGACUACUUUAGCUACGUCCACCCAUUCCUACCCAUCAUCAACGCCGCCGAGUUUCUGAAUACCUACCAUAACGAUCGUGAUCGUCUCAGCUCGUUACUGCUGCGGUCUGUUCUCUUUGCAGCAGCGAGUUUCGUUAGCUCCGGGCCCCUUCAAAAGGCUGGCUUUUCAACCAGAAAAGCUCUAAAAGAGCACUUGUAUUCUCAAGCAAAGGUCGGCGGUCUGCACUUCCACUUUCCACUGGCCAAAGCUAACAACGCCGUAGCAACUUCUGCUAUACUUCUAGCACACUAUUACAUCGAUCUCGAAGAUCUGGACGGACCAUGGCAUUGGAUCGGAAUCGCACUAAGCUUAUGCCACACGAUGGGCCUGCAUCGAGAUCCUCGGUGGGACCGUCUACAGCGGUCACCCUUCCCAAACGCACAGUACGCACUGUGGCGACGGAUAUGGUGGUGUUGCUAUUACCGUGAUGCAUGGCUUGCGUUAGCGAUCGGGAGGCCUAUGAGAAUCAACUCCGAUCAUUGUGAUGCUCCUAUACCGACCACCGAUGAUGUCCUGACCGAAAUUGAGCAGCUUUCGCCGGAGCUGAGAAGAACUUUCGUAGCUCACGAAAUGCCCGCCUUGACCGGCCUUUGGAUCAACUUUCUACACCUGUCAGAACUGGUUGAAGUUGUCCUGGCUACCAACCACCGUCUUAAACGCCCACCUGUCACUCGGUCUCGUCUAGAACAUCUAGACAGAGAGAUAUGGACCUGUUACGAGAAGAUCUAUGACCUUCAAGGCCAGCCGUCUCGUCUUCAAUCACUGCACACUCAUCUAUUGAGGGCGUACUACAACUCAGUGAUUGUAGCUCUGUUUCGACCUUAUAUUCACACUGCAAAUGUCGUGGGCAAAAGCGAGCAAGAAGGCCUACGAACCCUGGCCAUAGACCGUUGUCGAGCGGCAGCCUCCAACACGACAUACUCGCUGAACGAGCUAGUGUCCUCGGACUUGGUGGAUGUGGCUCCGAACAUGCUGAUCACUGCUAUGAUGUCUGCCAUGCAGAUACACUUCUAUGAGUACUGCCGUCUAGAUGGUCUCGCGUCCCACCACGCGCUGCAUAACUUGAAGCUGCACAUUAUGGUUCUGGACCAUCUGCGGAAGACGUGGUGGACCGCGGAUAUGCAACACAAGCUCUUCUUGGAGGCCUUGAAGGCACUGGAGAGUGCGCCGAAGGGUCCACAUGAGACGAUCCAGAGCAAAGAACCCCAAGUACAUUCGAGGCAGAGCGACACCCCAAGACAGAGGAGUGUGGAGGAGAUAGCAGGCGACGAGGGAACGCAUCAGCAAUAUGAUCUCGAAAGCGACAUCACCAACGAACCCAUUCUUGGGAACAACGACAACACUCUUGACGAGUUCUUCGGUCCUUUCAACCCUUUCAACUUCUCUGCUAUCGAUCGGUCGUUUUUUGGCAACGCUGGUGAUUGGGGUUUCGGGAACGGGGUUGUAUAG
Messenger RNA from Cyphellophora europaea CBS 101466, 1947 nucleotides. RefSeq lists its product as uncharacterized. Gene Ontology annotation, biological process: DNA-templated transcription. Gene Ontology annotation, molecular function: zinc ion binding; DNA binding. The transcript is spliced from 7 exons. NCBI's taxonomy places the organism in Eukaryota, Fungi, Ascomycota, Eurotiomycetes, Chaetothyriales, Cyphellophoraceae. The record is from RefSeq and is a predicted model, not a curated record. Bases 1 to 1947 code for a protein of 648 amino acids.